Messenger RNA from Heteronotia binoei (common prickly gecko), 704 nucleotides. RefSeq names its product cell cycle exit and neuronal differentiation 1 (gene CEND1). The transcript has a single exon. Lineage: Eukaryota; Metazoa; Chordata; Lepidosauria; Squamata; Gekkonidae. The record is from RefSeq and is a predicted model, not a curated record. The coding region runs from base 207 to 629 and encodes 140 amino acids. Gene Ontology annotation, biological process: cerebellar granular layer maturation; cerebellum development; cerebellar Purkinje cell differentiation.
UAGAAUAACAUGUCCAGAGAGAAUACUGUCUGAGUGGAGCACCUUUCUGGGAGAGUGAAUAUCAUCGGCUGGAAGACGUCAAGCAGUCUAAGGUAGAUUCUUUUGUGACUGGCUUUUGGCUUGUGAGGGCCAAGUGAAGCAAACUAUAUCAACAGAGUAAUAACUCUCUGGUUUGACCCAAGAAAAGGAGUGCACUGGUGAAGAGAAUGGAAACUAAAGGAAGCACCCGAAGUGGAAACAAGCCUGAUGCCAAGAUUGCCAGCUCAGGAAAACCUGAGAAGACUAGCCCUGGGCCCACUGCAACGACAGAGAAGAAAGAAACCCCUCCUAAGGAGCAGCCAGCUCCUGCUGCCACCACUCCAGCGAAAAAGGGGCCAGUGGCAGCAGCAAAUGAGGCCACAGUGGUGAACAACCACAGCAAUGUGAAACCCAGCUCUGCAGCAGCAGCAACAGAGGGUCCUGAAGGUGGGAAUCAUCCUGCUAACUCGGAGCACAAAGAGAACAAUGCAGAGGAAUCCCCAGGCAGCACCAUCUUUGAGAACAUGAAGCCACUGAUCAUUGUUGGAGGAGCAGCAGUGGCUGUCAUAGCUGUGAUUGUGGGCGUGGCUGUCCUAGCCCGAAAGAAAUGAGCCCCAUGAAGCAUAGGGGAGACACUCUGGGCCAUGUACAGUUCCUUUUGAAAUAAAUGCAUGCAGUAAACUCUA